Malus domestica (apple) is the source of this 1590-nucleotide messenger RNA. NCBI's taxonomy places the organism in Eukaryota, Viridiplantae, Streptophyta, Magnoliopsida, Rosales, Rosaceae. The record is from RefSeq and is a predicted model, not a curated record.
AUGGAGGACGCAAUUGAUGCUGAUGGAGAAAAGGGCGAUUCCGAUGGAGAAAGGGAUAGUGUGGUUGUAACUGAUGUUGGGGUGGAUCAAAGCAGUAUUGCACUCAUUUUCGAACUAAACAUCACCCGAGAUGAUUUUCCAAGUGAUUUUUACAUUGGUGUCGGCACUGCAGCCACACAGACGGAAGGGGCAGCCGAAGAAGAAGGGAGACGACCGAGUGUGUGGGAUCACCGUGCCAAAAUGCUCCCAGGUAGCAUUCCGAACAGUGACAAAUUCCCUUUUGCAAUUGAUGGAUACAAAAGAUACAAGGAGGAUAUUAAGAUCAUCAAGGAUCUCGGAGUAAAUGGUUACAGAUUCUCCAUCUCGUGGAGUAGGAUUUUACCACAGGGGAGCUUAAGUGGUGGUAUUAAUCAACGGGGUGUGGAUCACUAUAACAGUCUAAUCAAUGAAUUAAAAAGAAAUGGCAUCGAGCCUUUUGUCACGAUCUAUCACUUCGACAUGCCACAAGCGCUGCAAGUAAAAUAUGGGGGCUAUUUGAAUAGCAAGUUUGUGCAAGACUUCCAAGACUACAGUGACCUUUGCUUCAAGUUAUUUGGAGACAGAGUCAAACACUGGUUCACCAUUAAUGAGCCUAGUUCUCUUGCAGUGUAUGGCUAUGAGAUUGGGAUUGCCCCACCAGGAAGGUGUUCCCUUCCAGAAGGACAAUGUGGGUUGGGAGCUCCACCUCCAGGAACAUGUAUUGUGCCUGCCGGUCCCUGCUUUGGUGGUAACUCGUCAACGGAACCUUACAUUGCCGCCCAUAACCUUAUCCUUGCUCACGCUGCAGUGGUAAAACUAUAUAGAGAGAAAUACCAGGAAGAGCAAAAAGGAGAAGUUGGAAUCGUCCUUGCUGCAACCUAUUUUGCGCCAUUUUCCAAAUCACAGGAAGAUAAAGCUGCAGCAAAGCGACUCUUUGAUUUCACCCUAGGAUGGUUUAUGGAACCCUUGGUGUUCGGAGACUAUCCACAAAGCAUGAGAGAUCUGGUGAAGGAAAGGUUGCCCACCUUUUCUGCAGAAGAGAAAUCUCUACUCAGCGGGAGUUUAGGUAAUUUUGUUGGGAUAAACUAUUACUCAUCAGCUGGUGCAAAACACAGGCCUCCUCCUCCUACAGAGCAGUUGCGGCAUUCCUUCGAUUCAUGGGCUGAAGCAACAGCGAUCCCAGACGUUUCUGGUGUGUCCAAUAGUAAUUGGCCUCAAGGGCUGCAGAAGCUGAUGAAUUAUGUGAAGAAUAAAUAUCAAAGGCCACAAGUCUACAUUUCUGAAAAUGGAUAUACUAAUACAAGGAAUGACAGCCGUUCGCUUCAUGAACGAUUAUACGACCCCCAUCGAGCUUCCUAUAUUGCUCGGCAUUUGUAUCGGCUGAAUAGGGCAAUGAAGAAUGGAGCGAACGUCAAAGGGUACUUUUACUGGGCUCUAUUCGACGAUGUUGAAUGGGGUCUUGGGUUUUCGCUGCAAUAUGGACUUUACUAUAUUGAUUUCGGCAACAACGACAAGCGCUACCCCAAGCUCUCAGCUAGGUGGUUCCGUGAUUUCAACAACAAGAACUACUAG